AUGCCUUCUGUGAAUGCCGAAGACCUGUCGGUCGGGGAUGUCUUUGCUCCGCAGGCCGACAGCGAACAGUCCGUCAUCGACAUCCCGACCAAUCACCGUGCCUCCAAGGCACACGAGGGCACUAUGCCGCCCCCAAAGCAGCAAGUCAAUGGACCGAAUGGGCUCGCGAACCAGAAAUUCAACGCCGAUAUGUGGAAGCGUCCGCGACGCAAGGUCAAGAAGAAGAAUCAAGUGGCGCCGGCUUGCGCAACCGUUCGCGGCUUCACCCCUCUGGCGUCCGGCGACGAGGAAUCGGACUUCUCCACUACAAGCUCUCGUGCUGCCUCUCGUCCUCCUACCGCGCGUGAUGGGGCUAGUCCGCUGGCUCAGGCAUCCACCGGCCAUGGUAUCAGCGCAUUGAAGCUUCAACUCAGCACUUUGAAUUUGCCCGACGACCCGGCCGCUACCAAUGGACUUGUUUCCCAGACUCCCAGUGUUGCCAGUGUUUACUCCGACAGCGACCAGACAGAGAUCUUGACCAGCUAUGAAGUCCCAUUGGAUCAGGACUUUGUUAGCUCCGAAGCAGUGCACUCAGCGGCGCUGGACGACCCUGACCGAGUCCCAAGCGUCGAGGAAGAGCUGCGGAACCAAGUGUGCCGGAAGAUGACGGCGGAAGACUUCGUGCCUAUCCUCUGUCUGGGCAAGGGAUCCUUCGGAACAGUAUUGUUGGUGCGCCACACACUCACCGGCAAACUGUAUGCCCAGAAACAAUUCCGAAAGGCCACCCUCACCGUCCACAAGAAACUAGUCGAGCAAACCAAGACCGAGCGCACGAUCUUGGAGAGUGUCAACCGCCACCCAUUCGUCGUCAAGCUAUUCUACGCCUUCCAAGACCACGCAAAGCUCUACCUAAUCCUAGAGUACGCCCAAGGCGGCGAACUCUUCCACCACCUCGCCAUGGAACGAAUGUUCGAAGAAGACGCCGCAGCCUUCUACAUGGCGGAGAUGGUUCUCGCCCUGGAACACCUCCACCAAACCGUCGGCGUACUCUACCGCGACUUAAAACCCGAGAACUGCCUCCUCGAUGCCGAAGGCCACCUCCUCCUGACAGAUUUCGGCCUCAGCAAGAUCGCCGUCAGCGACGACGACCGCUGCAAUUCCCUCCUCGGCACAAUCGAGUACAUGGCCCCCGAAGUAAUCCAAGGCAAGCCCUACGGCAAAGCCUGCGACUGGUGGUCCCUCGGCGCCCUAGGCUUCGACCUUCUAACCGGCUCGCCCCCCUUCCGCGCCAACAACCACGCCAAGCUCCAAGAAAAAAUCGUGAAGCAGAAAAUCGCUCUCCCCUACUUCCUCGGACCAGACGCUAAAGACCUCCUCACCCGUCUCCUCCGCAAAGAACCCUCCAAACGCCUCGGCUACCAUCCCCAGAAGGAUCUGCAGAUCAUCAAGAAUCACCGCUUCUUCCGCAAGAUUGACUGGACCGCCCUUGAGCGCCGCGAAGUCGCCCCGCCUAUUCAGCCUAUUGUUACCGACCCAGCGCUUGCUGAGAACUUCUCGGUGGAUUUCACUAAUCUCCCGCUUAGUCCGAUUACCGCUCAUGGGCUGGAGGAUUAUUAUGGGCGUGGAAAGGUUUGCCCGGCUAAGAGUGCGGAGUUUGGUGAUGAUGAUCAUUUGCCGGGGAGUAAUCCGUUCGGUGGAUUCAGUUAUGUUGCUUCGAGUAGCUUGCUGGAUCAGGGUUUGGGGAUUAUGAAUGCUGAUUGUGAUUCGAGUUGA
Messenger RNA from Penicillium bovifimosum, 1752 nucleotides. Its product is annotated as AGC family serine/threonine-protein kinase. The transcript has a single exon. Gene Ontology annotation, biological process: protein phosphorylation. Gene Ontology annotation, molecular function: ATP binding; protein serine/threonine kinase activity. Bases 1 to 1752 code for a protein of 583 amino acids. NCBI's taxonomy places the organism in Eukaryota, Fungi, Ascomycota, Eurotiomycetes, Eurotiales, Aspergillaceae. The record is from RefSeq and is a predicted model, not a curated record.